Pipistrellus kuhlii (Kuhl's pipistrelle) is the source of this 8082-nucleotide messenger RNA. RefSeq names its product transmembrane protein 170B (gene TMEM170B). The transcript has 4 exons. Gene Ontology annotation, biological process: negative regulation of canonical Wnt signaling pathway. NCBI's taxonomy places the organism in Eukaryota, Metazoa, Chordata, Mammalia, Chiroptera, Vespertilionidae. Gene Ontology annotation, cellular component: plasma membrane. The record is from RefSeq and is a predicted model, not a curated record. Bases 1 to 627 code for a protein of 208 amino acids.
AUGUCUCCGCGGCGGGGAGGGGGCUGCCUGGGAGGAGACGCGCUGAGCGGCCCCCCGCGGAGGUCCGUCGGCCGCAGCAGCAGCAGCAGCGCCCGGCCCGGAGCCCCGCAGCCUUGCCCGGCGGCGGCGGCCUGGAGGAGCCGCGCACCCGCCGCCGCCCCCGGAGCCUCGCCCCCGCCGCCGCCCCUCGGCGCCCGCGGAGAAGGCGGCGGGCGCCCCCCCGGGAAGAUGAAGGCGGAGGCGGGUGACCACUCCAUGAUCAACCUGUCGGUGCAGCAGGUCCUGAGCCUCUGGGCCCACGGGACGGUGCUGAGGAACCUCACGGAGAUGUGGUAUUGGAUCUUUCUCUGGGCUCUCUUCUCCUCUCUGUUUGUCCAUGGUGCUGCGGGAGUGCUGAUGUUUGUAAUGCUGCAGAGGCAUAGGCAGGGGAGAGUGAUCUCCGUCAUUGCAGUCAGCAUCGGAUUUCUGGCUUCUGUAACUGGAGCAAUGAUCACUAGUGCAGCAGUAGCAGGCAUUUACCGAGUAGCAGGGAAGAACAUGGCCCCUUUGGAAGCCCUGGUGUGGGGCGUAGGACAGACUGUAUUGACAUUGAUCAUCUCCUUUUCAAGGAUCCUCGCCACACUUUGAGGUUUCUGUGGAAAUGUCUGAUCUUACAUAAGGAAACAGAUGUACAGAUUCUCUGAAAAUGGCAUUGUUAGCAAGUGGGAAUUAAAUUAUACAGGAAUCCUGGAAGGAGCAGGUCCCAGUUUAAGGCCUAGAGCUGUGUGGAAAGAUUGCCCUCUGGUGUUCAAGUGAUUGCACUACCGCACUGCACCUUACGUGCCUCCAUCCCAGGCAAGGCGAAUUACACUAUGAGAAGCUACAAGAAAAGGCACCUUGUUUAGCUGCCAAUCAGGUUAACAUUGGUGUUGAAUCAUUGUUUUUAACAGUGUUGUGUUUAAGUUACAGGGACAUUUUGAAGAAUUGAUAUAUGUGCCAAACUCUUCUUUUUUUAUAAAUUGGUCAUGUGACAGUUUGCAAGUGUAGAUGUAGAUGAGACAAGUGCUGUGAACAUGUUUGACAUGAAUUCAGGUCAUGUAGUGAGACUUUGUAACUCUAAAUCCUGUGUGAGUGCCGAAUACUGAAUUGUUUACUAGGAGAUAAAUUAUUUUAUUUUUAAUGUUGAACUUUUCUGGGAUUUAGGGCUUUAAUAUGGUUAGGCAUUAUUGUUAUUUAAUUUAUGUGGAAAGUAAUGUUAAUGGAAAACUAGAUAAACUCUUUUAAGGACUCAAAGUAGAUCUAUAGGGUGCAUCCUUUUCAUGAACAUAAAUAAUACUUUGAAUAGUUUCCAUCAUACAUAAAUGUUCUAUUGAUAUGAAUUAAAAAACUUUAUGGGUAACACAUUGAUUGUAGUUUGUGUCAUAAAAAUAUUAUUUGAAAAUGUUCUUAUAAAUUUUGUUAGAAAACAAGUCUGAAGUGCAUGUUGCAUUCUUUGACCCUCUAAAGAAAGUUUUGCCCUGUGUCUCAUGGAGAAAACAUCAUAACUGCUCCUCAGUGGGGUUCUACGACUUGUUGCCUAUGUCUUGAUUUUUGACAAAGUGUAAGCAGUCUUUAAGUCUCGAGUAUUAUCUCUCUUUAAAGAGUGGCCUAAAUUAGGCUGUUAAAAAGCCUCAUUUGUAGUUAAGUAAUAGUAAGUUAUCUGGGAAGAUUCAUAAACUAUCUUACUUUGGAUAAGUGGUAAUGAAAUUUCACUAAAUAAGAAUUGAGGAAUUUAGUAAAUCUGGCAGUCCAUCUCAGUGUAUUAAAACAGUACUGAAAUACAUUUGAGUGAUUCAUUUAGUUGUUCAGUUCUUGAUUUAUGCUGUUAUUUAAGUUAUUAGAAUGUGAUGGCAUUUAUUGGAAAUGAAAAAGUCCUUAGUAUAAAAUAUUUUAAGAGAUUUUGGCAAAAUAACUUGCUUUUAAGACUACAGGAAGUAAGGGAAACAGAACCUGCUUGAACUUUUCUCCUACUGACAUUUUUAAAAACCAGGUACAAUUAUAAAUGUUCUCACUCAAAGGAGAGCCAUUGUAGAGAAUGCGAAGUGAAGGGCAGUCCAGGAAAACACUCUGUGCUCUAGCCUCACUGCUUUAGAACCUGGCUGAGAAAUGAGUAGGUUUCCAUUAAGUCCCAUUCAAAUAUAAGGCCUUUGCUUAAACACGCCACUUUUCCUUCACCAAAAACAAACAAACAAAAAAAACAUAUUGAGGAGUUGGUGGGAGAGGGGGAGCUACUUUUACCUGUAGGAAAGCCAAUUUGGGAAUUUUCUAAUUCUGUGGCUUGGAAAUUUUUAAAAAAACAACAAUUAGCAUUUAUGCACUUAGAGAUCUUUGAAGUGAAUCUUAAAAUUGAUUUAAAUAUGUAUAACCCUGAAAUUAAUUUCAUUGUUCUUUAUAUUUUUGAUGUUUUCCAAAUUAAAUUUAGGCAUAAGUUUUCCUAAUCAAUUUGAUUUCUCCUUUUCUGUUAGUUUUGAAUUAAUUGUUCUUCCUUUAGUUUGGCUAUUCUGUCAAUAAUUUAAAGUGUUUGUAUUCUUUAAGAUGAAUUACCAAUAACAUAUUGAAGAUGUGCAAAAUGAAAAUUUUUAACAUAUAGUUAUGUUGUGAUUUAAGAAAGUUACCAUGGUGAGAUAAUAUGGAGCAUAUGGUUCAGAAUCAAAAAUUAACCUGAAAAUAACUUGGUACAUAAAUAUGUAACUGUGUGGACCAAAGAGAUUUAAAAUCCCAUUUUUACUCUUAGAAUGGAAGUAUAAUUUGAUUAUUAAUAAUUAGUUUGUAGAGUGUCCUAAUCUCAUUAUGAAGUUGCUUUAUGAUGUGUGUGUUUGUGUGUGUGUGUGUUUGUAUGUGUGUUUGUACUCUUAACUUGUAGGGGGAUUUUUAUUUUGUUUUGUUUUUUGCUGUUUUCAACUCUUUUCAUUGGGAUUUGUGCAACUGUCACUCUUUUGAUGUUUUGAAAUAUAGUUGAAUGGUAUGCAUUGAUGAAAUUGUCUUAAUAGAUAUUUCUGUGUUGAGAUUUUUUAAAAGUGGUUUUCCUACAGAUACAAAAAACAUGUAAUGAUAUAUAUCCACGUACACCUCUGUAUUAUUAUAUAUGUCCACACAAAGCUGCCAAGCUGCCAUGUAUGAACACAGUCUAGUUGGAAAGCUUCUGUUCCAGGAACAUAUCCAUGCUCUAGUGUAGGGUUUGUUCAGUUGAAUGAUCUUUUAAAUGGGUUUGAGGAUGUUUGAGAUUUUUUAAUUUGGGGAGAUUUUUCUUGGUUUAAUAGUGCUGGAGACCCUUGUUUUUGAUAUGAUAAAAGUUCUUACUAUUGUAUCUGCGUUACACCUCCUUAAAAUGUGUAUGUGAUUUAGCAAUAAGCUCUCUUUGAUUAAAGUAGGAAGGACAGAGGAAAGCAUCUGCAGUUUAUACAUCUUUAUUUUUUUAAUGUGUAGUAAAGUAUUGCUGAUAAUGAAAUCAGUUCCCCAAAGAAGAGACUCUUAUAUGCCCAAACUGGUUAACAUGCUGGUUAGAAAUGCCCAUAGGCCAGAGUUCAGUCAGAGGACCUCAUCUAUACUAUAAAAAAUGCUGAAAACCUUUAAAUGAAGGAGGUGCAAAUAAUCUGCCCACAGGAUGAUUCCAUGGGUUGUCUAGAAUAAGGAAAGUCCUAAAUGAUGGCUAUAUUCAGUGCUUGCAGCUUAAUUAUUCUUACUGUAGACCUCAGUUUUACCAAACAGUGUUACAGUUUGUUACCCAAUGUACUAAGUGUUUGCAACAUUUAGUAUUUCCUCUCCCCUAAAAAGUGUAAUGGUUUAAUUUUGCUUUAAGUAAGAAAUAAAGAAACGAGCUGCCCUGUAUUUCAUGCAUUUGUGAUGUAAGCACAGGGGUAAUUUAAAAUCAAAGAACAUUGUUGGAAAAAGUCUUUAGAGAACUUUAAUUAAGGUGAGGAGAGUGGGGCUGACAUGUUAACAUGCCCAAGCAGACACUUACACACCAACUAAUUCAAUUGUUUAAAUAUUUUUGAUGGACCUACUAUGUAUGUACAAAGCUGUAUGGAGCAUUUUCUAUCGGAAGUACUAGGAUGUCUAAGAUAGGAUUCCUGCCCUUGAGUUCACCAAAAGCUAAAAGACCAGAACAACAUCUUGCUUCCUGAUUCUAGUUUAGAGUUCAAGUCUUUUUUCUCAACCCCACCACCCUAAAUUCUGAUUUUCCCAGUUUAUCCACAAAGUGGAGUUUCAGUACCUGAGUUACCAUCAUUGUGACAGAGUGAUGAGAAUACUAGACUGUAAACCAGAGACAUAAAUGUGAACCCAGGACCUGUUGCUUAUCAACUUUUUGUUCAUGAAUGGCAAAGCAGUAAAUGUUUGACAGUAAAUGAUAGUCAGUAGAAUUUUUUGAAUUAAUUUUGCAGUGCUAUUUAAUAAUGUUGUUUCAUAAAAUACAUUUGUUUUCUUUCAUUUCCACAUUUUGUCCACAUGUAUUUUUAAAAGGAAAAUUAAAAUAACCCUUACAAUCUUGCUUCCUUUACCUCCUCUUUACCUCUUUAUUUUUAAGAUCAGCAGAUACUUAUCUAGGAGCAUGUUAGGGGUUGGUGGUGGUAGAAUGGCCAGAGCAAGCAGGAUUAAAUUACACAUUGUGUUUACCACUAGUUAAGACAGAAAAAGUUAGGGGUAGCCCAUAUUUACUCCUUUACCUUAUCCUGCUACUUUCCUUGCAUUCAUUCAAUCAGCAUUCAUUGGAUCUCUACUGCACGCAACUUACCGUGUGUUUAAGGGAUGAAGUGUCUCCUCUUCUGCUCCAUGGGUGUUGGCUUCACAGCGCAGUGCAAGGUCUAUAGGGAAACAAAAGAGUGUCUACCAAGUCCUUCCUUCAUGGACCAAGGUGCUUCAGCUACUGUUCAUUUGCUUUUACUUAAAAAAAAAAUAGUGUUAUUUUAUAUUUAAGUCCAUUUUACAAUUCAAGAAGUAACAAGAUGCUAAGGCUAUUUUCUUAAACUAUUUCACUUUUGCUAUUACAAUUAUUUUCUCUCAGAAAAUCUUAUCGGAACCUCUUCAAAGAGUUGUUACUUGUUUUAAGAUAUGAAGAAUGUUGAAAGUUAUUGAAGAAACCCAAGUAGUCCUAGAUUGCAGAGAAUUUUGACAAUACUUGAGUAACUGGGUAAAUUUCUGCUUCUUUUCAUAAUCAAAGUGAGACUCUCAGUGGUUAAAAUUGACUACUAUUGAGGUAGUUGAUUUUAAUUUCCCUAAAGUAUCAUUCCUUUUUGUAACAUCUUAGAGAGAGACUCUCCAGGAUAAAAAGGACAUUACUUAGUUUAAAAUGAUGAAAACUUUCAAACAUGUGAUAGCAUUUUGUAGCAGAGGGAAGUUUAAAGAUAGGAAGACACAUUGGAGGGGUGACACCGGAACAAAGGCAUAUCAUGACUACUCAACAUUCUGUGAACAAUUCCCCGUGUUAAGAAUGUAAACUACACUGUAUGCAUAUGUGUCCUGCUCCAGAAUGUAGGGUUUCUUUACCUGUGAGACAACUUCCACAAAGCGUUGGAAUCAUUAUUACUUGUGUGUGUGUGUGGUGCUGGUAGGUUUGCCCUUCUAACUUAAGGAUCUCUGUUCUGUGUAGGAAUACAGUGCUUUUGAGGUUGCUGAAUAAAUUAUCUAAAAAUGUUAAAAAAUGUAUCUGAAUUUGUUUUAGAGGAAGUAGUGCUUAAUAUAUAAAGUAUUUUCAGUAAAUAUGCAGAUAUACCAGUUAGUACUUUAUUAAAUUAGUGGGAACACCCAAAUUUCUGAGUGAACUGAACUGUGAACUGUAACCACCUCUUCCCCUGUGUUUAGAGGGCUCAUCUUCACAUUCUUUACAUUCAUUUCACAAAUGUUGAAGCUGUUUAUCAUAAUCCUUUCUUGAUUUGAGAACCAAUUUAGCAAUUUCUUAAAAAUCCCCUCCCUCCACACAGCUGUCAUAUGUUGUGGUUUAAACACAUGUACAGUUUGUUAAUAGAAUCAGAAGUGCUAGUUUUGAAGAGAAUGUGCUAGAUACUAAAGAGACAAAUAAAUACUAAGGAUUGGAGUCAAGAGAGCAUGAACCUUCAACAUAUUUUUUUUUUAGAUUCUAUAGUGCACCCUUAUGCAUUUUCCUGCAGUAGUAACAUGACUGCCCCCUUUUUAGGAAUGCAAUUAGAUAUGCAACUAAAACUGGAAAGCAGUGUAACAUAAGUAAAUAUAAAGAGGAGCUAAAAUGCAUAAUUACCAUAACAGGAACACCUGUGCUCCAAAAUCAUUAUAUAUUGGCAAAUUCUAAAAAGCAUCAUUUUUUAGAGCCUUGUAUAAAUGAAUGUUGAUAGUAUUACUGAUGAUGAAAAGUUUCCUUUGUUUCUAAAUUAGUGUAUUUGCACAGCAUCACUAAGUAUAUUUGGGAAGGAACACUAAAGUUUCUCCAUAGAAAACAAAAUAGAGGCACUUAUUUGAAUAGUAAUAAGAAUGAUUUACUUUGAAUAAUGGAUUAGUUGAUAGUGUAAUUGUUGACACUUUCUUAGUAUUUGUGAUAUUGGAUGCAUUUACGAUGGAGGAAUUUUUGUAUAUCCUGGCAUUCUACACACACACACACACACACACACACACACACAAGCUCUACACAUUUAGUUGAACAAUAUGAAAUCCCACAGUAUAUUUCAUUUUAGUCUUAUAACUUGGUAAAAUUCAUAUGAUUCUACCAUAAAGUAUUAACUCUUGACUCUAGUCAUUCUGUGAUUAGAGAAUCAAUUUUAUCUUGAAGUUAACCAACUAAAAUGUAUUUAUUUGAAGAUCAAAAAUAUUGUUUACCUGAUAGGUAUUAAAAGACUCUCUUUCAAAUUGUGUUAACUCUCACAGACUACUGAUGAAUCGUUUAGUAAACCACAGUACCAUUUUUAAGGCUAAAUGAUGUCUCAGUGCCUUUUAAGUUAAGAUACUUUUUCAAAGUGAAUCUAGUGAGGUUCUGGAUUGGUACAGCUGUUAAUGGGGAUUCAGCGUUAAGGACAGUGUAAUAGAAUCACCUGUGGUUUAUUAAAAAUCAGUUAUUUUGCUAUUGACGAUGACAGAUAAUGACUUUCAUUACAUUUUCAUGAUGUGGUAUUUGUCUCUCUUUUUUAAAAAGUAAGUUUGAAAUGGGGAAAAAUGUAGUCAAGACAAAAGUGGUAUUUUAAAAUUUAAUUUUCUUGUAAACUAGAGAUUCUAGUAUAAAUAGUGUUAGUUUUAUAUUGUAGUACUAGGGCAGACAUUUUAUGUAACCUUUAGAAAUAUGUUUACCAUCAGGGAUUUAUUUUUGCUAUCCAAAUACUUAAUGUACUGUGAAGCUUAAAGACAGGAGGAAUAAAUGCUGGAGGGGUAAUGCACAAAAACAAAGGCAUAUCUGAUGAAGUACCCUAUGUUAUGUGAAUACAAUUUCCCCUUCUGUUAAGACUAUAAACUACACUGUAUGAAUAUGUGUACUGCAUGUUUACAUAAUAUGGCUUAAUUUUGAAGGAUUAUUUAAAAAAAACUAUGUUUAUGUAUAAUACCUAACAGUCUGUAAAUAUUGUAUACUAUUGAUUUUUAAUUUUCUAUAAGGAAUUUUUUAAUUUCCCAAUUCAUGUACAAAUCUCAUUGUAUAUAUAGCAUAAUUUCCUAGAGAACACAAGUUUUGCAGUGAAUUUUAAUUAUUUUAAUUGGUAAGCAUCAGGUUAGCCUUAGCGAUGUUAAUUUUUGUUUUAAAUUAUUUUUACUGCUUAUUUUCUUCAAAGGGCAGCAAUAAACAUAUGCAAGUUCUGUUUGAUUAUAGACAGUUGAUCUACAAAGAUGAGAUCUAGGUUCCAGUUCCUGGCUUUUAAAAACAGAUGCACAAUUAAUAUCAUCCACUGUUUAAUCACAGGACCAUUUCUGAGGUCCAUGUGUUUCUCCUCUUUGUAACAUACAGGGUGAUUCUACUGAUAUUCACAAAACAACUGUUAAAAGUCAAUCCAGCACUUAAAGGUCAUAACACAGAAUUUAUUGGAUUAAAAAUUUGUAAUAUACAGUAUUUUAAUAAAGUUUCUGUAUUCUAUUUCAUGCAGUUAUAUAUAAAUAAAUCUGUCUUUAAAAGCUUUA